This is a messenger RNA of Ctenocephalides felis (cat flea), 415 nucleotides long. Its product is annotated as allergen Api m 6-like. The coding region runs from base 48 to 407 and encodes 119 amino acids. The record is from RefSeq and is a predicted model, not a curated record. NCBI's taxonomy places the organism in Eukaryota, Metazoa, Arthropoda, Insecta, Siphonaptera, Pulicidae. The transcript is spliced from 4 exons.
GUUUUAGUUCAACUCGGAUACUUUGGUGAUGGUGAAAUUUUAGAAAGAUGAAGAAAGUCUUCUUUCUACUUUUUUGUACUCUUAUGGUUCCAUUUGUGAUAGGCAGACCUGGAAGCAACAAAUAUAAAAGACAAACAGAUGUAAGUGAACAAUAUGAUGGAAUUUUACCAGUCGGACCAUUUAUGAAUCCUCCUCCAGGAGUUUUUGGAAUGUUGCAUCAUCCUGUCGAAUGUGUGGAACCCAACGAGAUCUAUCAACAUUGCGAAGGGCACUGCGACCAAAUGUGCGACGGAAGUAACAAAUAUGGCAUAUCUUGCAAUUCCGAUUCAUGCAUUUCCGGAUGCAACUGCAAACCAGGAUACGCCAGAAACGCUGAAAACGUUUGCGUUCAAAUUACAAAGUGCUAGAAGAAAAA